Molecule: messenger RNA, 1851 nt
Organism: Penicillium waksmanii
Lineage: Eukaryota; Fungi; Ascomycota; Eurotiomycetes; Eurotiales; Aspergillaceae
Exons: 1
Coding region: 1-1851 (616 amino acids)
Source: RefSeq, a predicted model, not a curated record
AUGAGCUCGAUGUUUGACCCAGACUCGGAGUCCGAGGAAGAUCACCGAGAGAAAGGGAAGUGUAUCAUUCAGACCUCGGAGUCAACUUUCCGACGCCUGCGUGCGACCGAGGCAGAAUGCCUUCAGACCGGAUACCAACAGGUAUGGCUCUAUGCCAUGCGAUAUUAUCCUCUGAUGCCCCCGGACCCCAAGAACACUGAUGAUCUGUUGGCCAAACCGACUCGCGCUAAGCCGGACCCGCGCGCGAUCUACGACAUGGCCCAUCUUGCUCAUCAGCUCGGGUUUCGAUCCCCAGAAAUUGAUGGGCUGCUGAACAGUUCUCCGGAUCACCAAAUUGCACGAUCGGCCCUUCUCCAGGCCCGAAAGUCAGGGCGAUAUCGAUACAAUGACCAGCAGUUUGAUGUUCUGGUGCGCCGAAUUGUAGAUUGUUUUACUGAAGCUGUACCCGAUCAGCCUGGUCCCUCGCGAGAUCUUUUGGCAGACAGUACCGUCAAGGCGCACGCUCGAUCUGGGGUACCACAGACCCGUACCCAUGUGCAAGAUGCCCCAUUUUUAUUUUUAGAUAGAUUGCAUGCUGAUGUCGAUGUCGCCGACACCAUCACUAGCUUUUUUGUUCGCCGUUGUGUCUUUUUCGCAUUUUUGGGAAAGCCGCCAACGGCUGAUCCCAUCAAUAACAGAAGAUGUGGCAAUUUGAAUGCAGAUCAAAGGUUGGAAGGGGUAGUGGAAUCGCCCUUGUUUGUUGAAAAGGACGGUGUGCCGGGUGCGCCGGGCUUGGAUACGUCUGGACGGCACAUGGACACAUCCGGCAGGUCAUCUCUUCUCCGAAGGAGCAACACUACAACACGCCAGCUAGUUUCCUGCGAGACUGACACUUCAGAAAUUGCACCCGAGCCUAUGGACUUGGAUUUUCUGGAGCCAACUCUAGACCAGGACAGCUUUGAUCAAAGAAGUCCAUUGGAUGGAGAUCACUCUACUCCCAGAGGGUCACUGAGCGAAUCCGUGCUGGAAAUGGUCCCUUCUCAUCACGCGUCUGGAGCCAAUGCAGAGCUUGGGGAUGCUAGAAGUGAAUGUACUCAGAUCUCGUUGGAAACAGUCUCGAUGGAAUGGAGUCAGGGCGAGCGAGCAACAGGAGAGGAACCCAACCCCGACACUGGAUCUGUCCUUGGAAUUGCUGCUCAGGCAUCUAUCGAUCCUGCAGCACAGCGACGAUCUUCUUCAGAAACGAUAAUAUUGUCAGAAGAACGCCGUCCCUCCAGGUCUGAAGAACUAGAAGCUUUUCUCGGUGGCCUGAGGAGGGCCCAAGUGGAGCAAGAGGAGUUGGAAAAAAGGAUGGAGAGCGACCGGCUCAAUGAAGAGCUCAAUCUGCUCUAUCAUAAUCAAGCUUUACCGAGAGACUUGCUUCAAUUAGGUCAAACUCAGAAUUUGUCACUGCCGACCUCUGCUAACCAGCAAUCGGAAGCAACAUACAGAGAGACCGGGCACAUCGCAACAAAACCUGUCGACCCCAAUUGUCAAACGUCUACACAACCGCUUAUCGAAAUCAAGUUCUGGUCACUCGAGCGAGGUCAGUGGAAUCAAUCAGACUGUCUCCUCGUAGACCGGUUGGAUCCCUCACCUAUGGAGCGACUCGCACGGAAGUACUCAUGCAAAGGAUAUACACUCUACGAUGUGAACCUCAAGAGCCUUCGUCCAGCCCAUUGUUACCGCGCAGCAACAGCGGAUGAUACCAAUGCGAUAUUCUUGAUUUCCACACAUGAAGAGAAGAAUAUUGUGGCCACGGACGGAUUAAAGAAGGAGGAAAAACUGAUGUCCAUGUCCGCUCGCGUUGUGGGACGUGCAGGUGAGCGAUGA